AUGAGAAUUCCCGAUCUUCAUCCUGAAGUACACUUGCAUGCAAUCAAAAGCGGCCUUCGACCAGAAAAAUUUCAGGAAGCCAUUGCAGUAGCCAAGCCAAAGACUUUAGCUAAGUUUCGAGAGAAGGCCAAGGGACAGAUCGAUAUUGAGGAGCUUCGCCAGGCUCGCAAUGCUGAAAAUUCGGCAACUACUAAAGACGACGAUAAACCUCGGGACAAUAAGAAGAGUUUCAAGCGUACCCUCCGUUAUGAGACGUACACACAGUUUAAUUCGAAAAGAGACGACAUUAUCAAAGAAAUUUUGAAUUCCAAGUUGAUUAAACCUCCUCACAAAGCUGGCAGUUAUCCUGAGCUGAGGAAUGUCGACAAGUCCAAGUAUUGCACAUUCCAUCAAAAGUAUGGUCACACAACCGACAAAUGUGUGAUCGCCAAAGAUCUUUUGAAACGAUUAGCAAGACAAGGACAUCUUGAUAAAUUCAUCUCAAUACAUAUGCAGAAAAGAACCGUUCCAACUUCAGAUCCAUCCCCUGCAGGAUCAUCAUCAAAGGACAAGGAAAAGGCCCCUGCUCAACUUAGGGGCAUAAUCAAUUGCAUUUCGGGCGGUUACGUUGAAGGAGGACAAACAAGCUCGGCAAGAAAGCGGACGUACAGGGCCAUGUUGACGCUUGGAGAUACCACCAAUAAUCCUCAACCAGUGUAG
Messenger RNA from Arachis stenosperma, 699 nucleotides. RefSeq lists its product as uncharacterized. The record is from RefSeq and is a predicted model, not a curated record. The transcript has a single exon. Lineage: Eukaryota; Viridiplantae; Streptophyta; Magnoliopsida; Fabales; Fabaceae. The coding region runs from base 1 to 699 and encodes 232 amino acids.